AUAGUAAACACACUUUCCUUCCCGCCUGGAACCAAGAACAACCCAAAACAAAGCCAACAGGCAGAGGAGAUCAAAGCAGACGAUUUUGGUGAUUGAAUGAGACCAUGGGAAGAGGCUUCCUAAUAACCCACAUAGAGGCAGCGCUACUGGUUCUCUUGCACUCCCAUGCAUCACUGGCAUUGGCAUCAGAAACUCCGUUUCGGAGAGGCCUGGUUCCAACUUCGCUCGGGCUGGUUCAUUACCAAAUGAUUGGGGACAUUCAAACGGCCGCUGCCUCACGUCUACUUCCCAUCGUGGGAUUUCACAUGUCACCCCGUUCGGUGGACGAGUACAAGGAAGUCAUGGAGUUGUCGUACCAGGUGGAUGGGAAUGCUCGAAUCUUUGUAGCCAUUGAUGAGUUUGGCUAUGGCCAGUCGGACAAUCCCACCCAGAGUUGUUCGAUCGAUCAAAUGGCAGACUGCUUCCUGCAGGUCUUAACUCGGUUGGGAAUACAGAGAUGUAUCGCAGCUGGAUCCUUGAUGGGAUGUUACAUUGCACUCUCUCUGGCCGGUCGAUAUCCCGAACGAAUUGUUGGGGUUGUAUGCUCCAAUCUCUACUACUUUCAACCAGCCGCGCGGGAAAAGGCGGUCUGUGAUGCCCGUGAAAAUACUAGUAGUAGCCAGGAUGGUCGCGCCAUUGCUGUUGUGGAUCCAUGGACACUCAAAGACGAUGGAUCGCAUAUCGGUGAAAUAUGGGACAAACGGUCGAGUUGGUUAUCCCCGGAACUCAAUACACGUGCUACACUCGAUAACUUGAUUUAUCUAGUCAAACGAAGAGAACGCUACGCCAAGGGUAUUUACAUCCCUGAUGGAGGAGCCUUUCCCUUGCCAGAUGCAUGCUGGCAGUCAUUUUGUCCCGUCUUGUGUAUCAAUGGAGCAGGAGCCAUUGAGUUCUUUGACAAGAUUGGCAUGGACAUGACAGGCCAGUUCCAAGAAGCAAUGACAUUCUUUGUCAGUCCACCAAAACAAGUCGUGAUGGAAGGGAGCAUCAACAUGCUUAACGAGAAUCCAACAGAGUGGCUCGGCCAUGUUGUGACGCUUGCCAAACAGAUUGAAGGUGCUUAGUAAAGGUACCGGUACUGGACUACUGGUUGUGAUCAACUACAUGCAUCUGUAGUCGUUCGUGAAAGAGUCAGUAUUGGAUUGUGUGUCACCUUCCCGCUAGGGUGUGGUGUGACACUGCAUGCUCUGUCCCCUUUCUCGGCAAGUUGCUUUCGGCCAAAUAAAUCUCUGUCUUCAGCGGGGACGUGCGGAUGACUAUCGAGUCAACUUACUUGUGACGGUCGCACUGAUGUUGGCGCUUUCACAAAGGGUACGCCGAGCCUUCAAUUUUGGGGUGUCGAUUCAAUAGAUGUGUUGGUGACAACACGGCCGCAGAAUGAAAACAUUGAUUGUCUAGUAUUAAUGAUACGAUAUGAUAUGGACACUGUUAUCUCCUGUACAAAACUGGCUGACACGUAGCAAAAGGUGUGACAACUCGCUAACACUGGCUAGCUAGCUAGUGGAAGCCACAACCUCUGUGGCUUCAUCAGUAUAGUGCGUGUGAGCAUGCUUCCAAUACCAGAGGCCAGCUCCAACAGCCGCCACAACCCCCAAACCAAACAGCAUUGUGCUUUCGUCUUCCUGUCGAGACAAGUGUAAGGAGGACGUCGUCGACGACGAAUAUCGCCUUGCUGAACGGCAGCUUAUUGCCAACUCAUCACCACGAUCCACAACUGGUUCCACAGGUUGGGUUUCAUUGCUCCGACUGGCACAACCGUGAUGAUUGUCGCCUGCAGCAUUUUGAGUUUCCGCAGCGGCUCUGCUCUCGGCACAACACAGUGCAAUCAAGUCUGGUCGUUGCCGCAACAGUUCCACAAUGGUUCCAGCGUCGACCGCCAAGUUUUCGCGAAUGGGGAUGGCCGCCAGUUGAAAAGGAUAGAGUUGUGUGACGGGGUCUUUGAUGGCCACAACUCGAGGCGCCGCCAGGAACAAUUCUUGGACACCGCCUUUCCAGGUGUGUCGAUUGGCCAAGGCAAUGUGUAAUGGAUACCGUCCCUCUUUGUCCAUGGCGCCUUUGUCGCUACUGCUGCAAUCCUCUCUUCGUUUCCCAGUUUCUUUGUCAUAGUAAUCCCACAUGGAAUGUAAACGGACUAGUGCUGCUUCUGGAUAUUGCCGU
Molecule: messenger RNA, 2196 nt
Organism: Seminavis robusta
Lineage: Eukaryota; Bacillariophyta; Bacillariophyceae; Naviculales; Naviculaceae
Source: the annotation of a GenBank genome assembly